Molecule: messenger RNA, 1274 nt
Organism: Rhagoletis pomonella (apple maggot)
Lineage: Eukaryota; Metazoa; Arthropoda; Insecta; Diptera; Tephritidae
Exons: 2
Coding region: 163-957 (264 amino acids)
Source: RefSeq, a predicted model, not a curated record
CGCAAACAGGUUUGAUGGUUGCAAGUACUCCUGGUGGCGCCAGCCAUAGUACCCCAGUUGUACGAGCACCAGAAACCAGCAGGGUGGCAGAUGCCAGACAAAGUAUCACCACUCUGCAAAUAGUCAAAGAUAGCACCGGAAGUGCCUGCCGUAGUACUCCGGAUGACCAAGGCAAGGUAUAUGCAAAUAGUGGAAGCGUACGAAAAGAUGCAGACAGAUCGUGCAGCCACCGAAGCAAAAAAACGGAACCAUUCUCAUAAUGAGGGCGCCCAUAGGGCCCUUACAAAGAAGGCCAAGCGAUCAGGUUAUGCGGAGUCCGCAACACCCUUGAAGCAACGUAAUUUUAGUUACGUCGCCAGAGAUCACCUACAGUCGGCGAUUAUUGACGAAAAUAGCAGGGCACCGCUAGCAGUCCAGCAGAAAUGGGUGGAGAUUGAAGUGAAGCUGUCGAGCCUCGUAAUGAACUACGUACUCGACAACCCCGAUGGUCCUCACCCAGAGUUCGACUCAUCGGAAUCCCUACGGGGAUACCGGGUAGUCAAGUGCGCGGGCCAGUUCUCCCUGGACUUCCUUGCUGUAUGCGUCGCUAAGAUCAGCGACACUUUUGUCGGCAUGAAGCUCAAGCUGAUAACAGCUAAGGACAUUCCAAGGAGGCCACGUGGGCGCAUUUGGCUGCCGCCGAUGGACGAACUAGGCGAAAAGUUGCUGCGAUGUAUUAAGCUGCAGAACAAAGAUAUACCUGCGGUUGAGAAAUGGGAGCUUAUAAAGGUUGAAGAGCCGAGGAAGCCUUCAAAUAAGCCCAUGAUGCUAGCCAUUUGUACGGAAUCUUUAGAAGCCUUAGAAAAGGCAGACUACCGGCUUCGCUUUGGUAUCCGUAAGGCCAUAAUGCGGGUUUAUGGAGCUGGUGAGCUUCGCAUGCGUGUAAAGCUGACGGAUGACCCUAAACCGGAGAGUUAAACUAGCCCAAAUAAAGCUGCAGCACUCACAGUGUGCCACAGAUAAUCUAGCUGUUCUCCUCAGUGAGGAGGAUAUAGACAUUAGCCGAAUACAAGAGUCCUUGGUCAAGCACGAGGCAGUCAUGGGACUAAAUAUAAAGAGCUACCAACUCUACAAUAAGAACAAGCAGACACAACACUUGUUACUUUGGAGACCGCCGGACAGCCUAUUGUUGCAUCAUAAAUGGCCCGUUAUAGGGACAGGGCGCCAACCAAAAUCAAGGAUAUAAUACUCAAAAACCCCAGACAAAUCAUUGUUGUCCAGACUGGCGUAGUACU